AUGAAGUUUCCCUGUGCGCGUCACUUGGCGAACCAUCUCUAUGUCCAGGAGCUCGCCCUUGCGGCGGCGCUCACAUCGACCGAUGGCGACCCCUCCCUCGCCCUGUCGGGGGCCCGGGGCGGCGACGCCCUCUUUAGGGCGGCCCGCCGCGUCGCCACCCUAUCCUGGGCUGUUGAGGAGCUUCUGAGUUAUGGCCCCCAUCGGCUCCGCCUGGACCCUCCCGCACAGGUCCUCCUCCUCCGUCGGCUGCAUGCGAUGGGAGAGGGGGAGCAAAGACCCCUCGCGGCGCCAGCCUACCAUGUGGCUCUCUAUGGCCCCUACGCCCCACUCCCCAGCCUGCCGAACUACCUACACGACGAUGUGAGCUAUGAUGAGGCCUGUCACCAUGCGGCCCUUAUACAGAGGUUACUCGAGCCGUACGGGUUAGUGGUCCAGCUGAAUGGCGCGACGCGGCGAGGGGCACCUAUCGGCAGAGUUGCAGAGUUCAGCCUCUCCUUGACGGAGGCUGCUGCUCGUGAAAUCGAGUUGCAGCAAAUUGAUACGCAGGAAGAUGAGGAACAUACAUCCACUCAGAUGAGCCCCCGGAGUAAUGAUGGUGAGGAGCGAGUUAAACACAACUCCUUCAUCCUUCCCUCUGAGCCUUCUCCGAGGAUAGCGCCAGUUGGGGGUAAUAGCGGCGAUAGCCCCCUUUUGGAUCAUGCCGCCCAAGAGCUGCUCCGUCAGCUUCCAUUUCUGUGGUGCUCGAGUAGCGAGGCUGCAUCUUCCACGGAUGUGGUGCCUUCCAGGGUAAAAUUUCGCUACACUCGCGCUAUUCAGGAGCUGUUCCGCAGCGGCUACGUUGCCGCCGGUCGCAUGCCGACGGAGCAGCACUGGCAUGAGAAGCGCCGCUGCACGAAGAUCUUCUCAGUGCGCUUCGAUCCAUUUCACCCGACGGAGAUUCCCCCCCUUCAUGUUCGGGAUCCAGCGAUGCGUGAGCGUAUGAAGCUUCACCAAGUAGAGCUUGACAUCAUGCCAUGGGAUGCGAUGCAUGUUCGGAGGUUCUUUCGAACUGGUCCUGCGGCGUUUACCACUCAUGUCACGCUUAGUGCCCUGAAAAGGGGCCUGGAGUUGAACCUGAAUGGUCUCUUCCUAUACUACUCUCCCCGGGAAAGCGAGAGAGAGAGCAAUCAGCACGAUCCUAAGGAUUUCGAUACUAGUCCUACGUUGAACAGCAUUUCCAGCAUGAAUAGAAAACGACUAUUAAUUCAGAGCGAAAGAGACAUUUUUCAGUUAGUGGGUUUGCCUUACAUAGACCCAUUUACAAGAGCCAUAUAUUGCCAGAAGAACGAUAUAAUGCUUACAGAUGACAACUGA
This is a messenger RNA of Phytomonas sp. Hart1, 1353 nucleotides long. The record is from the annotation of a GenBank genome assembly. Lineage: Eukaryota; Euglenozoa; Kinetoplastea; Trypanosomatida; Trypanosomatidae.